AACACAAUCGUGGCCACGCCUCUUGUUUAAGAACCGAGCGGAGGUUGUUUUCUCUCGAGGAUAAUUUUCCUAUUGCGGUGAUUGUUCAAAUACUUAUAGCUGUUUUAAAUUAUUUUAUUUACAAAAGUAUAUGCAUGCUCCUGUUAGUCUUUUCGGCUUUCAAAGGUUUAAGUUUAUACCCACGAAUUGACUGCAACUUUAACGUGCCUGUUCAAGUCUGUGUUACCAGGGCAGGGGGUCUUUCAGCCCCCUCGAGCAUGAGUUCAAAAUGAAACGGCGCUUGGAGGAACAGGAACCGGUAUUUGCGUCCCAACAGCGGCGCCUCACCUGCAGCACGGAGGCUUUCCAGCACCGUGUCCUGGCCCCUGCGCCUGCCGCAUACGAGGCCGUGGGCGAUAGCAUGCAGCCUACCGCAGGCAACAUUCAGUAUUCUGUCCCACAGGGCUACCAGGUCCCCAUGGUGCCACAGAACUCGAGUGGUCAUGUGCACACCCCUAGCCCAACUGUACACCACCACAGCCCAGCGGUCCAGCCCCACGGGCCCCCUGUGAUGCAGUGCCACGCUCACCCCCCUGCCUCAGCCCAGGGCCAGCAGCAAUUCCAGAGGCUCAAGGUGGAAGAUGCUUUGUCUUACCUGGAUCAAGUGAAACUCCAGUUUGGCAACCAACCUCAAGUCUACAAUGACUUCCUGGACAUCAUGAAGGAGUUCAAGUCUCAAAGCAUUGACACUCCAGGGGUGAUAAGCAGGGUAUCCCAGCUCUUCAAAGGCCACCCCGACCUCAUUAUGGGAUUCAACACCUUCCUGCCCCCGGGCUACAAGAUCGAGGUUGCGACCAACGACCUGGUCAAUGUAACCACGCCGGGUCAGAUCCACCACAUCACCCCUCACGGCAUUUCUGUCUCACAAAUCCCCCUGUCGGGACCACCCACCCCGCACCAGCCCCAGGUGCCAGCCCCCACCACCUCUGCACCACCCCCUCCCACACAGCCAACCCCUACCAAGAUGAGCAAGCAGCCACUGCAAUCUCCAGUCCUCACGCCAAGCAGCCAGCCCAAUCCGUCCAUCCCCGCCUAUGCCUCCCCCCAAUCCCCAACCCUGCAGCCCCACACACCGAUCAGUGGCACGCCCAAUGCCCCUCCGCUGCAGAACAACCAGCCUGUGGAGUUCAAUCAUGCCAUCAACUACGUCAACAAGAUCAAGAACCGUUUCCAGGGUCAGCCGGACAUCUACAAAGCCUUCCUGGAGAUCCUGCACACCUACCAGAAGGAGCAGCGGAAUGCUAAGGAGGCAGGAGGGAACUACACCCCAGCCCUGACAGAGCAGGAGGUCUAUGCCCAGGUGGCCCAGCUCUUCAAGAACCAGGAGGACCUUCUCUCUGAGUUUGGCCAGUUCUUACCAGAUGCCAACAGCUCGGUGCUAUUAAGCAAGACGACAGCAGAAAAGGCGGAGUCUGUGCGGAAUGACCACGGUGGCACAGCGAAGAAGCUGCAGCUCAACAACAAACAGAGGCCCAAUCAGAACGGUUGCCAGAUCCGCAUGCUCUCUGGGACGGUUGCCACACCCCCUGUCAAGAAGAAGCCCAAGUUACUGAAUUUGAAAGACUCGUCCCUGGUAGAAGCCAGCAAACAUGGAGAUGGCACAGAAUCUCUGUUCUUUGAGAAGGUGCGGAAGGCCUUGCGGAGUGCAGAGGCCUAUGACAACUUCCUGCGUUGUUUGGUUAUCUUCAACCAAGAGGUCAUCUCCAGGGCUGAGCUGGUGCAACUGGUGCUGCCUUUCCUGGGGAGAUUCCCCGAACUGUUCAAUUGGUUCAAGAACUUCCUAGGAUACCGGGAAAUUUCCCACACUGAGCGCUAUCCCAAGGAGCGUGCCUUGGAGGGCAUUGCCAUGGAGAUCGACUAUGCUUCCUGCAAGAGACUGGGCUCGAGUUACAGAGCACUGCCGAAGAGCUACACGCAGCCCAAGUGCACCGGGAGAACGCCACUGUGCAAAGAGGUCCUCAAUGACACCUGGGUGUCCUUCCCUUCCUGGUCUGAAGACUCCACCUUUGUGAGCUCCAAAAAGACCCAGUAUGAGGAGCACAUCUACAGAUGUGAGGAUGAACGCUUCGAGCUGGACGUGGUGCUGGAGACCAACCUGGCCACCGUCCGCAUGCUGGAGACCGUACAAAGAAAACUGUCGCGUAUGUCUGCCGAGGAGCAGGCUAAGUUCCGCCUGGACAACACGCUGGGAGGCUCCUCGGAAGUCAUCCAUCGCAAGGCCAUCCAGAGGAUAUACGGUGAAAAGGCCCCUGACAUCAUCGAUGGGCUCAAGAAGAACCCUGCCAUUUCUGUUCCCAUUGUGCUGAAGAGGUUAAAGACCAAGGAGGAGGAGUGGCGGGAAGCCCAGAGGGGCUUCAACAAGAUCUGGAGGGAGCAGAAUGAGAAGUACUACUUGAAGUCUCUCGAUCACCAAGGUAUCAACUUCAAACAGAACGACACCAAGGUGCUACGAUCCAAGACACUGCUCAAUGAGAUUGAGAGCAUCUACGACGAGCGACAGGAACAGGCGUCGGAGGAGAACACCGCGAUGCCCAGCGGCCCCCACCUGACUUUGACCUACAAGGACAGCCAGAUCCUGGAGGAUGCUGCCGCCCUCAUCAUCCACCACGUCAAGCGGCAGACGGGCAUCCAGAAGGAGGAUAAGUACAAGAUCAAACAAAUCAUUCACCACUUGAUCCCAGACAUGCUGUUCGCCCAGCGCGGCGAGCUCUCGGACCUGGAGGAAGAAGAGGAAGAGGAGCUGGAUGAGGCCGUGGCUAAGAAGCACAAUGGCGUCACGCAAGGCGGAAGCCCCAACAAGUCCUCCAAGCUCCUCUUCUGCAACACGGGUGCUCAGAAGCUGAGAAGUUGCACCGAGGCCUACAAUCUAUUUUACGUCAACAAUAACUGGUACAUCUUCCUGCGGCUGCACCAGACACUGUGCUCGCGGCUGAUGCGGAUCUACGGGCAGGCGGAGAGACAAAUUGAGGAGGACAUCCGGGAGCGUGACUGGGAGAGAGAGGUGCUGGGCCUCAAGCGAGACAAGAAUGACAACCCUGCCAUCCAGCUGAGACUGAAAGAGCCCAUGGAUAUAGAGGUGGAGGACUACUACUCUGCCUUCCUGGAGAUGGUGCGGAACCUUCUGGAUGGCAACAUGGAGCCGGCUCAGUACGAGGACUCCCUCCGGGAGAUGUUCACCAUCCAUGCCUACACCGCCUUCACCAUGGACAAACUCAUCCAGAGCAUUGUCAGGCAGCUCCAGCACAUAGUGAGUGACGAGAUCUGCGUGCAGGUGACAGACCUGUACUUAGCAGAGGGCACCAACGGGGCCACCGGAGGUCCCCUUCCCACCCAGACAUCCAGAGCUUCCGUAGAGGGAUGCUACCAGCGCAAGGCGGAACAGAUCAUGUCCGAUGAGAAUUGCUUCAAGCUUAUGUUUCUAAAGAACAGAGGCCAUGUUCAACUGACAGUGGAGCUUCUGGACACCGAGGAGGAGAACUCCGAUGAACCCAUGGAGGCAGAGCGCUGGUCAGAUUACGUGGGUCGCUACCUGAAUUCUGACUCUACCUCUCCAGAGUUGCGGGAACACCUUGCUCAGAAACCUGUCUUCCUUCCCAGGAACCUCCGUCGGAUACGGAAGUACCAAAGGGGUAGGGAGCAGCUAGAGAAGGAGGCCAGCGAGGGAGAGAAAAAGUCCACAGAGAAUGCUGAGAACCUUAAAAUGGAAUGUAUGUUCAAGCUCAACUCCUACAAGAUGGUUUAUGUCUUCAAGUCUGAGGACUACAUGUACCGACGCACUGCUUUGCUGCGAGCUCACCAGUCACACGAGAGAGUGAGCACUCGGUUGCACAAGCGCUUCCAGGCCUGGGUCGACUCCUGGGUGAAGGAGCAUGUCACUCGCGACAUGGCCGCUGAGACCAACAAGUGGCUGAUGGGAGAGGGGCGUGACGGCCUGGUGCCGUGCACCACCACCCGCGAGCUGGAGAUCCUCCACUUCAUGAACAUCAACAAGUACCGUGUCAAAUACGGCUCACCCUUCAAAGCACCAUAACCCACCAGGAUUGGAAGGGGGGUUUGGGAUUAUAUACUAGGAUGGGUCAGGAAUGGGUGAGGAGGAGAGGGCAUAUCAACAACUUUCUAAGGCUGAUAUGGGAGCACAACACACAACUAGGUCUUACCGGGGGCGACUGGAUCACUGUUUUUAACCAGCGGUUUUAGCUGUCCACACUUUUGCAGGGCCUUCGGUGCCAAGAUGUAGGGAGUUGUUCUGUUGGUUGAAAUCUAGCCACAGUCACUGACCUGAGCUCUUACCAGCAGACCAAACCACAUCACAAAUCAUGGUCUUCGAGGGCUUUAAAAAAAGGCCUUUGGGACUUGCCCUGUGUGCUCCCUAGAGGUGCCUGCUAGGUUACAGCCUCACUUGCGCUCAGUCAGUAGGCUGGGGUUUGGUUGUUUGUUAUUGACAGACAUAGUAAUAUAUGAAGCCAUCAGAAUAAGGAUUCUGUUGACGGUGCAACUGCGGUAUCCGUGGAAAAUAGUUUUGGGGGAUAAGUGCACUUAACUAUGAAUUGGAUGGGGUUGAGUUUGCGUUGCCACGGUUUCAAGGGUGCAUGGAGCUCAAAGCGGACUUUAGUUGAAACGAUCUGGCACAGCCACGUCCCUGUGCUGGGAACAAAUCACAAUAACACAUCACUUCAAAACGAGAACAUGAUGUUUCUUAUUGUUCACCUUUCCUUUUCAAACACACGGGUGCAUUAAGAGAACGAGGCCCGAGUCCCAAGCAGCGUUGUGGGGUGAAAAGCACUGUUGUGUUUCAUGUAAAAAGACAAGUAGAUUAGCCACACAACUCUGCUGUGUCUGACUGUAAAAUUGUAUAGCUUGUGAAUGUCAGAUUAUGAAAUGUAUUGUGUGUGUGUGUAUAUAUUUAUUAUAAGUAUAUAAACACAACUAAUCCUGGCCAACCCUGAUAUUCAACCUUUUGAAGUUGCUGGCAAUGCCCUACUACGCCAAUACACCAGCUUGUACACAUGAACCGAGAUCAUUAUGGAUGGACUAUCCACACACUGUAAAUAAACUGUACAUAGUGUCAGACCUUUUUUAUGACUAAGAACUGCGUUGUUGUGCUAGUAAUACUUUCUAAGCUUACUGUGGACUUUAGUGAGAGGCUGAAGUUAGUACGUAUAUGAAAAAUAAAAAUGCAAGACAGUUUUUACCAAAGGGAGUUGAUUAUGAUAGUAGUUUUUUGUUUUUCCUUACUGUGUUUUUUGUUGUUGUUUGUAGUUAGAAAUGUUCAUUUGAAAAGUAGAAAUGUAUCCAGGUCUUUGUUUUUGAAAUGGAAGUUUUAUAAAAUCUUAAAUUUUUUUGAAGUUUGAUUUUGGCUUUCAUUUCAGUCUAUCACUGCCCAUGUGGAUAUGCUGAACAAACUCUCAAUGGAGUGGAGCUGGGCUAUUAGCGGAUGGCCUGUAUCCACAAAGCAUCUCAGAAAAGGUCCUAGGAAUCCUGUUUUAAAACCUGUUUUAAGCCAAUCUCUAUCAAAUCGUUUCUGGAUAAUAAUUAAGUACCUUAUUGUGAUUGUUUUCAAUUAAAAUGGUCAAAAAUAAUAAAAUAGCUUCUUAGCAAAGA
This is a messenger RNA of Oncorhynchus mykiss (rainbow trout), 5640 nucleotides long. It is a transcript of the gene sin3aa, whose product is annotated as SIN3 transcription regulator family member Aa. The record is from RefSeq and is a predicted model, not a curated record. Gene Ontology annotation, molecular function: transcription corepressor activity. Gene Ontology annotation, cellular component: chromatin; Sin3-type complex. Lineage: Eukaryota; Metazoa; Chordata; Actinopteri; Salmoniformes; Salmonidae. Gene Ontology annotation, biological process: negative regulation of transcription by RNA polymerase II.